AUGGAUCGUAAUAACUAUUUGUGCUGGAAGUCUCAAUUUCAGGAUAUCCUAGAGAUUCAUGACCCCGAGGAAGUUGUGAAAAGUGAUGGACAACCUGACAAGAAACUAGCAGAUGGCUCCAUCAACCCCGCCUACUCCAAAGACAGGCUUGUGUUGAGUUGGAUCAAGGCCACUUCAUCUCCACAAAUCAAAACUUUCCUUAUUCCUUGUACGACAGCAUCAGAAGCAUGGUCUCUCCUUGAUAAGAGACUCUCUCCUCUCUCUAAGACUUAUGUUUGUAACCUGCGAGAUCAAAUAAGGACCUUGAAGAAAGAAUCAGAAAACACGGUUGCUGAGUACUUGAUGCAUGACAAAUCCCUCUAUGAUUCUCUUGUUGCGGCUGGAUCUCAAAUGACAGAUGAAGAGCUUAUCGAGUAUAUUCUCGAUGGCCUAGGUCACGACUAUAGAAACAAAGCCCAUGUAUGCAGUUGUUACAGGUUCAAAUCGGGGGAUCGAUUUGGAAAAGUUAGAAAGUUGGCUUCAAAUGGGAUCAUGGUGGUGUUAAUUGCUUUAGAUGAGAAAAUGGACCUUGAAGCUAUUGAAAAAUUGAAAGAAGUGUGGCCUCUCACCUAG
Molecule: messenger RNA, 612 nt
Organism: Prunus armeniaca (apricot)
Lineage: Eukaryota; Viridiplantae; Streptophyta; Magnoliopsida; Rosales; Rosaceae
Source: the annotation of a GenBank genome assembly